Messenger RNA from Oryza sativa Japonica Group (Japanese rice), 2097 nucleotides. Its product is annotated as glucan endo-1,3-beta-glucosidase 1. Gene Ontology annotation, biological process: carbohydrate metabolic process. Gene Ontology annotation, molecular function: hydrolase activity, hydrolyzing O-glycosyl compounds. The record is from RefSeq and is a predicted model, not a curated record. Lineage: Eukaryota; Viridiplantae; Streptophyta; Magnoliopsida; Poales; Poaceae. Gene Ontology annotation, cellular component: plasma membrane.
CAUCACACAAUCUGACGAGGAAAUUGCCAGGGAAAGCUUACCAGGAAGCUCAUCAAAAGCAGCAAUCUAUCCUGUCCCAAAGCUAGCAGCUGCCCCAGAAAAUUUACCAGGAGAUUGCAGGAGACUAGAGAGCGCCACUCCCAAUGGGGAGUAGGAGCAGAGGAGGGAGACACCUCCUCCUCCUCCUCCUGCUUCACCUCCUCUCCCUCCAUUCCUCUCUGCUACCAUGGGCGGCGGUGUCGGCGGCGGGAGGGGGUGGUUCCGGAGACCCGUACGUCGGCGUGACGAUCGGGACGGCGGUGACGAACCUGCUGUCGCCGUCGGACCUCCCCGAGUUCCUCCGCGCGCAGCGCAUCACCCACGUGCGCCUCUACGACGCCGACCCGCGCAUGCUGUCGGCGCUAGCGUCGUCGGGCGCCCGCGCCAUCGUCGGCGUCCCCAACGACGAGCUCCUCGCGCUGGGCUCCUCCCCGGCCACCGCCUCCGCCUGGGUCGCCCGCCGCGUGCUCCCCUACGCCGGCGCCAACUCCAGCACCCCGGGGCUCAUCGCCGCCAUCGCCGUCGGCGACGAGGUCCCCACCGCGCUCCCCUCCGCGCUCCCCGUGCUCCUCCCGGCCAUCCAGUCCCUCGCUGCCGCGCUCGCCGCCGCCAACCUCUCCUCCAUCCCGGUCUCCACACCGCUCCCCUUCUCCGUCGUCCUCGACCCGUUCCCACCCUCCCAGGCCUUCUUCAACCAGUCGCUGGCCAAGUCGUUCAUUCUCCCGCUCCUCUCCCACCUCGCCAACACCUCGGCGCCGCUCAUGCUCAACCUCUACCCGUACUACUCCAUGAUGCAGAGCAACGGCGUGAUCCCGCUCGACAACGCGCUGUUCAAGCCGCUCCCGCCGUCGCUGGAGAUGGUCGACCCCAACACGCUGCUCCACUACACCAACGUGUUCGACGCGAUGCUCGACGCGGUGCACGUCGCCGUGAAGAACCUCAACGCGACCGGCGGCGGCGGGCCGGUGCCGGUGCUGGUCACGGAGACCGGGUGGCCGUCGUACGGGGACCGCAGGGCGGAGCCGUACGCCACGCGGGACAACGCCGACGCCUACAACUCCAACCUCAUCAAGCACGUCAACGACAAGCCCGGCACGCCGAUGCGCCCCGGCGCGCAGGCCAGCGUCUACAUCUACGAGCUCUUCAACGAGGACCUCCGCCCGGGCCCGGUCUCGGAGGCGAACUGGGGACUCUUCCACGGCAACGGCACGCCGGUGUACCUGCUCCACGUGUCCGGCGCCGGCGGCUUCCUGGCCAACGACACGACGGACCGGACGUUCUGCAUCGCGUCCGACGACGCCGACGAGAAGGCGGUGCAGGCGGCCAUGGACUGGGCGUGCGGCCCCGGGCGCACCGACUGCACGGCGAUCCAGCCAGGGCAAGGCUGCUACGAGCCCAACGAUGUGCGGAGCCACGCCUCCUUCGCAUUCGACAGCUACUACCAGUCGCAGGGCAAGGCCGCUGGCUCCUGCUACUUCCAGGGCGUCGGCAUGGUCACCACCACUGAUCCCAGUCACGAUAGCUGCAUCUUUCCAGGAAGCAAGCUGUUGAGCAACGUCACCAAAUCUGACGGGGCAAACACAACCACUGCGCAGACGAGUGAUGCAGAGGGCUCUGCAAUAUGGAGGCUAAGAACUGGAAGGGAGACAGGGUUCUUGUUCAUCCUCCGGUGGUUGUUGAGCUUGUCAGUGGUGCUUAUCACGACGAAUUCAAACUUUUGGACAUGACAAGAGCAUGUAGAUUGUAACAAAAAUGGAAUUUUUGGGAUGACACUUUAGAGGAGCAGGCAGGGGCUGUAUGUUUAGUGAUUCUUUAUUGUUAGAUAAGCGUCAAUAAAUCAUUCUUCUUUUCUAGAUAAAGAUGUGCAUGAUCUGCUAAAAUUCCUCAACGUCUUCAUAAUUCACCCAGGGUAUGAAGUAUACCUGCUAGAAUCGGUGGGCUAUGGCCGGCUCCACCAGACAAACUCCUUUCAGCUCACAUAAGAAGUUUAGAACACACAAGAUAAGAAAUCAGAUCUCCUGGAACAUAUGAUUUUUCAUGUUCUCUAGGAAAUUAUAA